Molecule: messenger RNA, 1344 nt
Organism: Protopolystoma xenopodis
Lineage: Eukaryota; Metazoa; Platyhelminthes; Monogenea; Polystomatidea; Polystomatidae
Source: the annotation of a GenBank genome assembly
GUACUCGAUGACUCUGGCCCUUUGUGGUGCCUUCGCAAUGCCAACGGUCUCACCGGCCACGUCGACAGUCUCUACCUCGCGAUGCAGGAGCCUGUCCUUUUUGCGCACUCGGAGCAGAUGCAUUCGGCCGUCGUGUCCACGCCGCAAAAGACUCGUGCUCCGACCUCCAGUUCGGCUCUUCUGCCGGCCGAUUCACGCGCAUCGAAUCGCCCGAAAAUCGUCAGAAUGCCAUCUUCGCCAUGUCGGUCGGCCUGUUGCCUCUCCUCCUCCUCCUCCUCCUCCGUCUCGUCCUGCCCCUCUCCCAGACCGCACAGCAACCAUGCCAUCAAAACCGGCUCCAGCUGCAGCAGCCUCUCGUCCACCCAUCUUCCGUCUACACGCCGCACCGUCUUGCUGCAUCAACAUCGUCGCACCGACACUCCAGACCCGCCCGGCCGCCAUACCGCAGCUGCUCGACCAGCCUCCAGCCGCCGCCACUCCUCCUGCAACGCCAAACUACGCCCUCGUCGCCACCGAGGCCGCCAUCAUCGCCAUGCGACCGGCGAUCACGACGUCUGCCGCCGCGACAGGCCGGAGCGCCAAAGUGACGGAUACUCCAGCGAGACCAGUCGCUCCGGAGAGCCGUUGCGGUCGGGGCGGGCUCGAACUCGUCGCCAGUUUCGUCACACCCUCCUGCCCGAUCUCGGCCCAACGGCCUACACUUCGGGCUACCCGGCCGCUCACAUGCCGCCCUGCAUGUUCUACUAUCUGCCCAGUUUGGCGCAGACCCCGAUGCUACUGCCGUCGCAGACGAGCGGCCAGUUCGCUCCGCUGCUGACUCCUCAGACCGCCGGCCUGUCGCCCUCCUUCAACGCGUUCGGCGCGACCAUGCUUCCGCUACAGCCGAUGGCCGGCGCCUAUCCGCUGCCGUCGGAAUUGUGGGAAAUGCGGAACGCCUCCAUUCCUUGCGCAUUCCCCCUCGGCAACCCAGCCUCGCCGAGCUCCGUCGCCUCGGUGCCCGAAAAGUCGGCCCUUUUCGCCACCUCGACGCCACAGACACCGGCUUCCGCAGUCUUCUCCACCUGCCCCGGGGCCGUGCAGGACGUCUUCAGGCUGCCGCAGCAACAACCUGUCGUCAAGGGCCACGGGGACCGCCGAAGUGUGUCCCAGUUAAGAGGUGAGCCGGCACCGAGAGCUGUGGCAUGCGGGCCUGUUCGCGUAGCCACGCUGUCGCGUGAUGCUGCCGCUUUCAAGCCUGCCAAUGGAUGGAAUGGCCAACUCUUUACUGCGCCAAUUCAUUCCAUGACACUCGGCUACGACGCCCAUGAGAACCGCAAGGUCUGGCCCACACAUGCUAUGUCGUGA